Molecule: messenger RNA, 7203 nt
Organism: Bombus huntii
Lineage: Eukaryota; Metazoa; Arthropoda; Insecta; Hymenoptera; Apidae
Exons: 6
Coding region: 2991-5174 (727 amino acids)
Source: RefSeq, a predicted model, not a curated record
UGAUUUUUCCUCCCGACCCUCGUUCUCACCUGUUCCGGCUCGUUGUGGUUCUAUGAACGAUAGCUGAAGAGAUUCUACCUGAGGAACUGCGUGGAAAUUUUGUUUCGCCGGUUUGCCGAGGUGAUAAGUCCAGAGUCUCGAGGUUCGCUUGUAAUUUUUCGCGUUGCCAUUGUAUUCCUCUGUAGAGAGGGUUUGCAAAAGGGUCGUAGGUGCACGCGGAGCAGAUUUUUGGCGAGUUUGAAAGGAUAUCGAACGGGAAUUUUGAGGGUGUAGUUGUUUGAGCAACGGCGGGACUAUAUCAGAUUGCGAUAGAAACAUUUUUUAGCGACCCAACGUUUUAUUUCGUUGAUUGUACAAAAAUUGACGGUGACGGGUUUUUGGUUAAAUUUUUGACUGUUCGGUGAAUUGUAUAUAAAUGUACGAUAAUGUGUUCAAAUUUCAUUUGUAUCGGGAAACUCGACCAGUCGGAGACUCUUUUCUUUGUAACUAUAAUUUUUAUCGAGUGUACGAAGUAGAAAAGACUGUUUGGCAUUUUUCAUGGGAUAUUUUUAAUUACGGUAUAAUAUAAUCUCUUGAAUGCGAAAGAGAAUCUCUGCGAGCUUCGGCGUUUGUCGGAACUUGUCAAACCUGUAGGCAUUAGCGACAGCUAAUUAACAAAAAUUUGGAUCGUUUGGUAACCAGAACAAAGCAAAGUGCAACGGAGGUUGAUUUCCGCGAGUCUGCGAAGUUCACGGUCCUUCGUUAAAUUCGAAGGAGUGUCUACCGGAGAAGCGUUGGAGAAUUUUUUACGAACAACUCGAGGAAAACAAAGUCGCUGAAACGCAAUGUCCAUUGCGGAAGCCCAAGGUCCUGUCCAAGGAUAAUCGUUUCUCUCUGUAUCGUUCCGCAAAAGUUUCCAAUAACGGAAACGACUCGAGAAGACAUCCUCCGCGGCUCGAUAUCCGCGCGCAAUCGUGCGGAUAAACGCGCGACGUUACCCAGGGCCGAGUGUUUCAACUUUUACAGAUCUCACCCUGUAACGGGCGAAAGGGUGUGUGUUAAGGGGGUUGGCCGCGUGUAUGGAUUUUUGCGUGCUCGUGUGCACCACGGUACGUCGCCUCUGAUAAAAUUUUAUCGCCUUCGACGCCUCGGCCAUUACGCUGUUCCUUUUAAUGCAACUCCACGCGCACUAUUCUGUCUUUUUCCUCGUCAUUAUCACCGUUUUCAUUAUAAUUUUAAGAUAUAGAUUCGAUCGAUUUGAUUUACGAAUUUUGGCAAAGAUUAUUUUAAUUUUGUUUGCCAUCCGAUUGACAGAUCUGUUAAUUUGGUAUCUGUAAUUAUUUUCACAGUUAUUUCUUCGUCAGAUUUAUACUUUUAGAUUAACUUUUGAAGUGACGUUUUAAAUGAAGUUGAUAUUAAAUGCGGUAUAAACAUUUGAUCGAGUAUUUUGAUCGAACUAUUUAUUUGUAAGAUUUUCAAUUUUUAUAAUAUCAGACGAGAAUCUCUCUGUUUUACGAUCAAUUUUUCAAGACCGUCACGAAAUAACGUUUCGCUCGAAACAUUCCAUUAUCGUACGAAAAAUUAACCGGAGCCGAUUACGUGUGUUCGAUCGUUGCGAAAAAUCCAGUUCCAGAUUCCACCUUCCCUGCCACUUCGUGCAUUAUCAAGCCCUGCUUCGAAUUAGAAUCCAAUUUCCUGUCUCCCGCGUUUUCACUCUACACCACUUCCAAAAUCCGCCUGAAAAACCAUCAUCCCUUUCUCAAAACUCGUUACGUUCCUAACCCCAAGAACGUCAAAGCAAAUUGCCUGUGACCCGUGCGAAAAUAUGCUCUGAAAAACCACUCGUCUUCUCGAAAUUUCAGGAUAGUGAAAAGAAUAUUCUAAUUUUCUAUAAUUCCUUCAAAAAUGUAUAUAUCCCGUUGCUUAUGAGUGCUUUUCAAUUUCUUCGAAUCUGAAUUAUUUGUAAUUGUAAAAAUACUAAGCCCAACGGACAGAGACUAGUUCCUAACUUCACAAUUACCGGCGGAAAUACCUGCAUUCGUAUAAGGUAGUAUCCAGUAUUAGUAAAUGCAACGAAUUCGCAUCAUUCUCAGUUUCGAGUUCUCGUCAAAAUUCCGUCAAUUCGACCACCUUCGAUUUCGAAAGAUAAGUUCCACGUUAAAUCCAAAAAUUUCUCCCGAACACCGAUCGGAACCACCCUCCACCGCCGCCCAUUCGACAUCAUUGGCUCCAACCCAAAAAAAAACUCCCCCCCCCUAUGACCCUUGAUCUGUUCCAUUUUCUCAUUCAGACUUGGGAAACUUUACGAAUACCCAAGUGUCGGAAUACUUCGGCGCAAAUCGAGGGCAAGGUGUUUCAGAAUCCCAGGUAUCUCGAACGGGACGAAAGCAAGCGGACAGGCAGGCAAGCAGUCAGAGACAGACAGGCAGGCAGCUAGUGAACGAGAAGGAAGAUAGUGGCGUACGGAGAAAGAACGGAGGAGAACUCGGUGGGGCCAGCCAAGAAGGAGCUUCUGAUCCGACGGGGCAAUUGGACACGAGCCAGGGAGACGGAACGGGACGGGCCGAAGCGGUCAUUACUCUUCAAGGACCACCGAGGAGGCGAAAGGAUUUCAGGAGUUGGAAACAUUACUCGAAGGAAAACAACAUUUAUCUAACAGGGCAAGAUUCCUAGACGAGGACAACCGGGUCGAUUUUCCCGCGGGCAACAUCCCGGAAGCGACGACAACGACUGGACCGUCGCCAGUGGACAUCGUGGACGUCGAUAUACAACAGCCAGCACACGACCACCCCCUGUCGCUCGCUCGGCCUCGUGUAUCGUCUCUCUGUGUACGUGGCUGCUGUCUGUGUCUCCGUCCGUCUGUCGGCGCGUGUACCCGCGUACGAACGAUAAUGCUGGCGGCUGACGGUUUCGGUGAUCGACGACGACGCGGCCGGUGAACUAGUGACAGUGUGAAAUCGAUCGUGAGCAGGGAAACCGGCUAGCGGUCGCACUAAAUAUACCCGGGAAUAAUGGCCAGCGCGACAAUGGGACUCCGUCGCAGAGUGCCGGUGAACAAUUCGCCGACCCCGUCGGGCCAAUCCUCGUCCACCGGCUCGUCCAGCAAGCGUUCUAGAUCCGAGAACAACAACAGCCCGUCCCAUGGUAAUCUCAACUCUAUGCCACGGGACGAGCCACCGACCAAGAAGUCACGUGGCACGUCGACCAACGCGACCAAGGGCUCGUCGUCCUCGUCGCCGGAAACCAGUCCCUCGUCCAAGAGUCGAGGUGGUUCCGUGUCGAGGUCCAACGCCCAAUCCAAGACAUCCUCGGCAUCCGUGUCCACGUCAGACGCGGUGUCCAACAACAGCGUGUUGUCCAAUAGCUGGCAGACCUCGUCGAACAUGUCCGAUGUGUCGACGUACGCAUCGGUAGCCGGAUUGAGUAUGGCCGCGAGUCCAACCGCUGGCCUGUGCGCCGGUGGUCUCAGCAUGCCCACUCCGAUCCCGUACAUGUCGUCGUCGAUGGCGACGUUCGUCGGAAAUGCCACCAACCUAGGCAAGAGCUCGUCCGUGUCGUACCUGGACAUUUCCAACAUGACCGGUGGCUCUUUGAGCACGUCCGCUGGCUUGAACAGCGGCUACGUCGGCAACGGGAACGCUGGCAACGCGAUGGACUCGAAGAACGGCGUACCCAUGCCGUUCCCUGGAAUGUCGGCUGGCGUGAACGGCGCUGGUUACGGGAUGCAAAAGGGUCAACCAGAGAACGCCGGUCUACCCAAGAAAUUCCAAAACGACGGAAUGUUCAACGCGUAUCAACCGUGGGUGAUCAAAACGUACGGAGAUUUGGCGAAAACUAAGACUAUCACGAUCAAAAAGUACGCUCGUAUAUUGCGAACGCUGAGAGGUGAGGAAGUGAACAGUGCGGAGAACAGUAAGUUCCGGUUCUGGGUGAAGAGCAAGGGCUUCCACAUCGGCCAGCCGGAAGGAUACGACGCGAAACCGGCGGACAGGAUUAUCGGCCGUCACGCGGUGACGAGUCCCGGAUUGGAUCCUCCGUUGUACGUGCCCACACAGCUGCCGCACAACAAGACGUUAAACGGCGCCGAGGGUACCGUUCCACCCGGAAGAGUGUACAAGAAAGUCGCGAUCGUUGAAAACUUCUUCGACAUUAUUCAUGCUGUCCAUGUUGACCUUGAGGGUCGUCCGGGGAAGCAUGCCGGUCAAAAGAGAACGUACAGGACGAUCACCGAAACGUACGCGUUUCUUCCCCGAGAGGCUGUAACGCGAUUUCUUUUGGGAUGUACGGAAUGCCAACGACGCCCGCGGACCCCGAGCCCGACGAAUUUAUCCAAUCAACCGCAGCCCACGUCGGCGACACCGUUGGCGACGACCACGCUAACGUCUACGACGACGCCAUUAAGCCCGAAUGCCCUCUCGACCACGUCGACGACGGUGCAAAGCAGUCCCAAGCUGCGCGAGGGAAAUCACGGCGGCGAGGGCAAGCCCCUGUACAGUUAUAGGCACCAAAGGCAUCAGAAGGGCAGCGCCGUACCAUCGACAACGGAGAAAACCGAAAAGGAGAAAGAGGAGAAGUACAAUCCCUUGAGUAUCACGAAUUUGCUGAAGAAGGAGCCAGUAACCGGUAGCUUUUUGCCGAGCGCGGACAGCCUACCGGACUCGAGAAGAACCCCGGAAUCGGACCGGGCGAGCUCGAGAAGUUCGGCCUCGUCCAAGAGGAAAAGGAUGCUGCCAGAGGGUCGAACGCCGUCCCCUCAGCCCAGCCAACCGUUGCCAAGGCCGUGGAGCCCUGGACUCGAUCCUAAGAACACGCCCAUCGACUACAGUCUUCCCAUCACUACCUCGUACCUGAAGCAUCAGCAGAGGCUACUGCAGCAGGCGGAGAAGAACAAGGCUGCAGCGAUCAAGGAGACCGAGCUCGAGCAGAAAGUGACCGUUCUGCCGGCGGACGAGAUCGUCGAUACCGUCGAGAGGGACAGAUACUCCCCUGCUACCGGAUUAAUCGACACCAAUCUCAAUCUAUUGGCCACUAUUCAGCACCUGCAUUGCCAAGUGAUGCUGGCCCUCACGGAAAGACUCAGACCGUCGAUAACCAUGCCAAGCCCGCUCGUUCUGCCCACGGCGGCCAACGUGCUGACCAAUGGAAUGAUGAUAGGCCCCGAGGUGUCGGUACAAACCGGCGAGAAUCGUACGUGAAAGAAAGGACGCUAUUCGCGAAAGAUAUGAAAGAAUCCUGGAGCGUUCUAUUGACUCUUCCCCUCGUUGGAAACUUCUGUUGCGAAAGAGUUUUUGUUACAGCCGUCGCAGCCGGGGAGACGAUACGAUGGAUAUAUUGUUCUAAUCGGACGUUGAGUAUAAAAAAGUAUAGUUUUCUAUUAUAUUCCGUUAGGUGGUUUAAGAAUGGGAACGUGACAGGGGAAGCAGUCAUAAACAGACUCGAUCGAUACUAAUCUUAAUCUCGUCACUACCGUACACCGAAUUCCAUUAACGAAGGUACAGCUUUACGUUCAAGUUUCAGAUUUCACGAUCUCUUAAGAGACUCUUGAACGAUCUCAGCUUUGUAAAUCCUUGAGAUAUGGUGGCUUUAUUUUGCUUCGAAUAUAUUUGAUAGAAACGAUUCUUCAAAACUUUACGGAAUAAAUUUCCAACGUAUUCGGUAUACCGGAUCGAGAGAUAAUCAGACCUAACAUCCACCGAUCCAGCGUUCACGUUCUUCUACGAGAGAACGUUAACGCGGCCAAUAUCCGAUCCUAGCUGCCAUUCAAACUAUCGGCUAACGCGAUCAUCUAUUAAACCGGAUAAGAUCAAUUACUUGGUCGGCGUCGUGGCGUCAACGUCAGUUAAAGUCGGGACCGGGGCUGGAUCGGAUCUCGUUUCGUGCGCUCGAUAUAGACGGCGAAACGAGACGAAUUAUUCGUGAGUCUGUCAAAAUAUGGGUCGACUCUGUCGCACGUUGUCGAUUUAUGGAGGGAACGACCGCAAGCCGAGCACCGCAGGCCCUUCUAUCGCGCGAUCGAGUUCGAUAUUUUGAGAUCCGAGUGGAACGCGAUCCGCUCGUUAGACAGAGGUCCCCGAAAUGGACGGCGGUUUCGACAGGAGCUAGAAGGACAGCUUCUGAAUAUUUAACCGUCGAACAAGAUCGAUGAUGACCUCUGACUCGUUGACCCGCGACACUUUUCGGCCUUUCGUUUUAUCGUCGACGAAGUUCGACGAAUAUGCGAUAAUUUGGCACGGGAACAAAAACUAUCUCGUCGAACUCCGAGUUUAGAUAUCUGAUAACAAAUAUUCACCAUCUAUAUUUGCGAUAUACGAGUAUGUUCAUUUCGAUUUCACGUUGUUCGUUUUAAUCGUUCGUUGACAUUUUCAGUUUUCGAACGCGAGACUCGUCAUCGAUUCUUUGGAUACGUGAGACGCACAAUUACGUUCAAUUCGCAGCAUCCGAUUUCUCGUGAUGAUGAUUACGACGAAAUGGUGAUUAUAUUCAGAAGAGUAGAUUAAUAUUAAAGGACGAACAAAUAUAAUCUUCGUGUAAUCGGGACCUCACCUAGCGCGAACGAAUAUUAUACCAAAGGCAUCGUAAAAGGCCACGACGAGGAUCUCCUCUUUUUAGGGAAUUCCAUCGAAUCGUUGAUCGAUGUUUGAGCUAUCGUCGAGAACGAGACAGGUUCCACGGGUGUGACUCGUACGACGCUAAACAUUUUCGUAUUUGACCGUGUAGACUAGCCUUGUGUAUGAUAUUAAAAAAAAAAAAAAGUAUAGAAGGUAGUUUCUUCGUGUAUUAUAUUAUCUUGUCGUUAAAGACGCCGCGCAGGCGUGAACGUGUGAUCACGCGCGAACGUGUUCGUAUUAGGAGUUUGAUAAUCGUUGUGAAAGUAGAGACAGACGUUUGAAGAAAAUAAUGUAACUUAAGAGAAGGAACCUUCGAAAGUGUUGAAUAAUACCGAAUCUAUUAUUUUGUAUAUAAUCGUUGUAACAUAGCGCAGUUAGUCGUUAAGGGGUAAAGAAAAGAGCGCGCGGCUCUAUUAUUAUGAAUAUUAUUCCUAUUAUUAUUAUUAUUAUUAUUAUUAUUAUUAUUAAUAUUAUUAUUAUUAUUAAUAUUAUUAUUAUUAUUAUUAUUACUGCGACAGUUAUAAUCAUUAUAAUUAAUAAUUAAUUAUUAUUAUUUUAUUAUAUUUAAAUUGCACACGAACAAGAUGGGAAAAUAUAUAAAAUCGCAAAAUCCGAA